ACCCAUACGAACGACAUAUUGCGCACAAUGAACCAGCCCGGCGCCCAAAACAGACCUGGCAAUGCCGCCGGCGGCUCUGGCAUCGCUCAAGGCUGGCCUCUUCCUACUCGUGGCGCGCGCUCGCGAACUACUCGGCAAUUAAAUGCCCAGGCAGGUCCCUCAUCUCAGCUGCCGCAGCCUGCCGUGACUCACAACGAGUACCCGACGCCGCCGCCUACGUAUUCGUCUCCCGCGCCCGCGGCUGACCCAGCGCUGCCCGCCGCGCCUGCGACUCAGCAGUCUCCGGCUUCCAUCCUCGAGCGCAUCGGCCAGCAGCUCGCUGACAACCAUGACGAGAUGAUCGAACAUCUGGACGAAAACUUCGACCUCAUCAUCCAGCACCUUGAGGGCUUGAACGGGACCAUGAGGCAGAUACGCGACACGAACCUCAAUACGCUUUCGGAGUCGUUCCAUAGCGCGAACGCGGAGGUCUUUGCUUUGAAUGAUGCUGGAGCGCCGCCUGCACCGACCGCCGACCCGAACGUCCGUGCUGAGAACGCUGUAUCAAUGCAGCCGGAGCCGCUCGCAGACUCAGAGACGUAUAGCUCGAUGUACGCCUCCACCGAGACCGAGACACCUCGUGCCAGUGCACCGCUGGGGCGACCGUCCAUGAUCGCUGGCGCAGCCAGCAGCCUUCCUCCAGCAGCUGCAGGACAUGAUCGCCAGCCUCUUGGUUCUCAACCAUCCGGCGAGCUCGGCGGUGAGGGCAGUGCGCAUGGGGAACGAACGCUGCGACGACGCCAUGCUUUCCGAUCUCUGUCUCUUCCCGUAGACGAGGCGAGCAAUAUCGCGGCCGGUACGGGUGGGAAUGCGUCGACUUCUCUCGAUGCGAACCGAAUCUUCUCCCGACCAGCUUCGAUACUGAGCGCUGGCGUCGACCAAGAGACUGGCUGGCAGGGGCCACUAGGAAUGCCACAUCCAGCUCCAAAUGCCGCAACGACCGGGGACUACGAGCCGCAGGCCGUUGAUGCCCAGGCGGAGCUUGUAGAGGAUCCCGUCCUCACGCUCGUAGGCUGCCGCGCAACCAGCGAGCUUUGCCCUGGUACUCUACAGCUUGUUAUCGAUGUCGGCACCGACGGCGUUAUUGACAAAGGCGACAUGCUUCUCUUCUUUGGUGAUUUCGACAUGGCGAUCCAACGCCUUCCCGGUAUCUGCGCCGAACGCGCGGUUGAGUGGUCGCAACUCUUUCUGCGAAUCCGCAGGUCGAAUUUUAAGGGCCAGGAUGCGAUGCUCAAGGUCAUGCAGGGUUUGCGCUCAUACCUGCAUUGCUUUAUCGGUGUACAGCUCGUCAUGGAUGAACGGGCCGUCCCGUGCGACUUGCCGGAGCAGGCGGAUUUUGCCGAUGGCUUUGCUCGCCUUCUGUCCCUAUCUGUGGACGGAGGAGUGACAUUGGACCGACUCUUUCUCUUCCCCUUGUACAACCUUCGGCACUUGGUCAUCAGGUCGAUGAUGAAUACCGCCAACAUGUCGGCUAUCCUCUGCCGCGCAAAAAUGCUGGAUAUCCUUUGCCUCGACAAUCGAGGAGCCUUCGAUCGAAUUCGCGGUACUCGCCUUGCUGAGAUAUCACCUGAUGCCAGCAUUCCACCUGCGAUGUAUAUCGAGGCGGACAAUCCAACGGCACUCUUGCCCCUUUUUCGAGCCGCCGAUUCAGUAACGACGAACAUCCGUCUUAGGGUCCGCGGUGGCCGAGUGUCGUCUCAAGUACAGAAUUUGUUCGCUCACCACGCUAGCUGGACUCUAGCUACUCAGUAA
Molecule: messenger RNA, 1791 nt
Organism: Schizophyllum commune H4-8
Lineage: Eukaryota; Fungi; Basidiomycota; Agaricomycetes; Agaricales; Schizophyllaceae
Exons: 1
Coding region: 28-1791 (587 amino acids)
Source: RefSeq, a predicted model, not a curated record